Messenger RNA from Entrophospora candida, 1209 nucleotides. The record is from the annotation of a GenBank genome assembly. NCBI's taxonomy places the organism in Eukaryota, Fungi, Glomeromycota, Glomeromycetes, Entrophosporales, Entrophosporaceae.
AUGUCAAAUACUAACGAAAUGGAGAUAACAGAAUUAUUUGGUACUUUUCAUACAAAUGUUAUAAUAGGAAAACCUUUUGGACACUCUUACGAAAUAUAUGAUAAAGAUAAAGUAAAGAUUAUUAAGAAUGUUUCUUUUAUUGAAGUUGAUGAAACUGAAGCAAAUAAUCAAGAAAUAUUUGAUGAUCCGUCAAAACAAAAAUUAUCGUAUAAAGAAAUUGAACAAUUAAAACAACAAGCAACUGAAGGAAGUGAUGUAAUUAAAAAUAUUGUUGAAAGUCAUAUAUCAUUUGAUAAAAAGACAGAAUAUUCUAAAGCAAAAUACAUAAAACGUAAAGAGGCAAAAUUUUCAAGAAUUUUUACGCCAGUAAGACCAACUUUAUAUUCUGUGUGGGAAUAUUUUUAUUCUAAAAAUCCAACAAAAAUAAGAGAAUUAAGAAUAGACACGCUUUCACAAAUGUUAAAAUGGGCAAAUGUACACUCAAAUACUAGAAUGCUUGUAGUUGACGAUACUCAAGGACUUGUUAUAACCGGUAUUAUGGAAAGAUUAGGAGGUUAUGGAAUUGUAUUGGGAAUUCAUGAUAAUGAAUAUCAUAAUUAUGAUAUUAUAAGAUACAUGAAUUUUUCAAAGAAAAUCAAUGACUCCUUGUUGACUUUAUCAUGGCAACAAGUUUUUAAAGAAGAGCAACAAGAUUUGUCUACACUGUCAGGAAAUAAUCUCAAAUAUUAUUUACGUAGAAAAGAGAAUUAUGAAAGAAUAAAGAGUACCAGGGAAAUUUUAUGGAAAGGUGGAUUUGAUGGACUGAUGAUUGCAAGUCAAUAUCAACCUGAAUCUAUUUUGGAUGCUUUAACUCCAUAUUUGUCGGGAUCAAGACCAAUAGUGAUUUAUCACCUUAAUAAAGAAAUGUUAAUUAACACCUGUGUACGUAUGAGGAUCUCUAAAAAUUAUCUUAAUCCACAAAUUACUGAAAGCUGGUUAAGACAAUAUCAGGUGCUACCUGGGAGAACACAUCCAUUUAUGUCAACUAGUGGUGGUGGUGGAUAUUUAUUAACUGCAACAUGUGUAAUAAUAGAUGAAGGCAGCUCUCCUUCAGUAUCAAAGAAUUCUUCUAAUUCUAAAACUAAUCAAUCAAAUAAUAAUAAUAAUAUCAAUAAUAUCAUUGGAGAAGAAGACUCAGUAAAGCAUGGAAAAAAACCUAAAAUAGAAUAA